Molecule: messenger RNA, 2321 nt
Organism: Psylliodes chrysocephalus
Lineage: Eukaryota; Metazoa; Arthropoda; Insecta; Coleoptera; Chrysomelidae
Source: the annotation of a GenBank genome assembly
CUUUUUUUGAAAAAAAUCGAAAAAAUGUGAGAUGACGUAAUUAAAAAAAUUAGUUAUUUUUGUUUUCACUAUUGGUAUCACAAGUUGUCAACUAUCAUUCAUUACGUCAUUUGUCAUAUAUGUUUGUUGUCUUCGUUCAAAAAUAAUCGGUUAUUCUGGUUUUUAGUAGAAUGUGUGAAGAUUAAUUUUAAGAAAUGUAUAUUGCAUCAGUUUCGUCAACAGUUAAAUUUCAUGAAUUUCCGAAUGGCAAUGUCAUUCACAAUUAUCAACCUGGAAAAGUAGAAGGACCAAUCAGAAGUAUUUCCUGGAGCAAAGAUGGUAACUGGCUUCUUGUGGUUCCUUACUCAGGUCAGACAGAAAUAGUCAGCACUAAAGAUCAACUAAAGCUACUCAAAACCAUACAUGAAGUAAACGAACCAACGUCUGCUUGCUUUCAAAAUACAACCAAGAAAAACAUAGGUAUUGGAACAAAGAGUGGUUUGGUAAUGAUAUACGAUAUUAAAUCUAGAAAUGUUAAGAAAAGAUUUCCUAGAGCUUCUUCCCAAAUUACUCACAUAGCUUUUACGGCUAAAGAUACUCAUUGUGUCGCAGGUUGUGAAAAUGGGGAUGUUCUAGUCUAUAACAAUGUAACAAACAGUCCGCCAGCCAAUCUCCGCGUACCAAAAUCAAAUUCAAUAACUAGCCUUAAAACUAAUAAUUUAAAAAGGAAUUUAGUAAUGGGAGGUAGCAAGGAAGGAAUUAUUGUUGUAUGGGAUAUCAAUAUAAACAGAAGUAAAUUUUGUGCAGAAGCCCAUAAGGCUUCAAUAAAUUCCGUGGCCUUUUCUCCAGUUAAUUCUGAUCUAAUUGUCACAGCUGGAGCUGAUAGACAGUUUUGUUUUUAUGAUAUAGCUGAUAAUAAAUGUAUAGCAAGUAUUUCUGUAGAAAAUAGCAUCACUGCCGUCGAUUUCUCACCCGAUGGUACAUACUUUGUAACAGCAUCUCAAAAUGGCCAUGUAUAUGUCUAUGAUUCGAGAAAUAUUCAGGAACCUGUACAUUCCUUCCUAGCUCAUAAAAGUUCAAUAAGGCAUGUAGCUUUUCAGAAUGUUCAAGAAAGCAAUAAUUCUAGUAUGUGCAGUUUAUCUUCAGAAAGUUUAUUAACAUCUGCAUCUAUAGAUAAUGUUACUAAAAGAAGAACUAGGAGUGUCAGGACCAGCGAGAUUUUUGGUACUUUUAUUCCUUCAGCUGAGCCAUCACCAGUUGAGCAAACGUCUGUGGGUUCAGUGGAUGGUGGUGAUUCUUUUAUGAUGGCACUUGGUUUGGAUAAAAAUUUCACUGAUUCUGUGAAGCAUAAUGAUAGUGUAUUCAUUAAAGAAAACAGUAGGCUACCUAGCAUCCACGAUACCGAGCCUUCAUUACCAGCAUAUUCACUUAAAGUUGAUAAAACAGAACCCGACGAUUCUAAACCCAAGCAGUUCUCUUCAACUCCAAAAUUCAAUUUCCAAAACAGGUCAGAGUUAUCUCCAAAUAUUGCCUCCAAUAGUUUAACAACCAAUGAAAUUAAAUCUAUAGUUAAAGAUUUAUUUAAUGAAGAAUUUAAAAGUGUUGUUAGUGACUUAAAGAAUGACAUCAAGUACCAAGGUACACAUAUAACUUAUCAAUUAAGAACUAUGUUGUUAGACAUGCAGAUGGCUAUGGUUAAAGAGUUCAUAAAAUUGGAAAAUUACAAUAACAGACUGAGAGAGGAUAUUUGUCCAAAUGUCAAUUAUGAUACUAAUUUAAUGGAAGAAAAUGAGAGGUUAAGAAAACAUAUUCAAUUUUUAGAAGAACAAUUAAAGAAUUUAACGACAAAAAAGGAAGAUGAGUGAUUUUUUUAUUUAAGUUAAAUGUGUAAAGCAAAAGUAAUCACUGUAAAUUAUUUUGAGAUUUAUAUAUAAAAUAAAUUUACCCUAUUAUAUUGUAGUGCAGUGUUAUCAUAUUCAUUUAAGAGCUGGAUAUGACUGCCAAAAUAAUAUUGAAUAUAAAUUUGUUUACUGAAUUUUGAAUUCAGUCAACCAUUAGAAGAGCUUAACUUAAAAAGAAAACAUUUUUAUCUGCAUAAGAAAGAGUCUACAGUGGUUGGACCAUUCAUUUAGACUUUUGAAAUAAAAAUAUUUUAAUUCAUCUUAUAUGAAUCAUGUAGUUAAAAAUACCUUUAUACAAAAUAAAACAUUACUUUUUAAUCAUAAUACCCAGCUCUGAUUCAUCUAUACUAAAAAGUUUUCAUCUAGAAAUAUUUUUGGUUAAUAUGCUGUAUAUUUUUUAUACCAUUUGUAUUAAUUGUGAAAAAAUUUUUGUACUUGGAG